Notolabrus celidotus (New Zealand spotty) is the source of this 1521-nucleotide messenger RNA. It is a transcript of the gene cenpk, whose product is annotated as centromere protein K. The coding region runs from base 128 to 910 and encodes 260 amino acids. Gene Ontology annotation, biological process: kinetochore assembly; mitotic sister chromatid segregation. The transcript has 10 exons. Gene Ontology annotation, cellular component: nucleus. The record is from RefSeq and is a predicted model, not a curated record. NCBI's taxonomy places the organism in Eukaryota, Metazoa, Chordata, Actinopteri, Labriformes, Labridae.
CGCUCACCAACGCUCCCUCUGUCGCAGACGUUACGUCAUCACUGUUGGCGGUAUUUUGAAAAAGAAGCUUUUGUGGAAAGUUGUGGUUCCGCGUUGUUGAGAAGAAUCACUGUGAUAUCUGCAGAUAAUGGCUGAGGUGAAGCUAGCAGAGCUGUCAGAGGACGCUCGGACUGAGCUGAUGGACCUGUGUGAGGAGCAGUUCUCUCAGCUGGAAAAGCUUCAGAAUGAGAUUAUACUUUGUGAACCAGAUUUAUGUGACACUCCCCAGGAACAGUCAGUGAAUCAACUGAUGACAACAGAAGCUGAGCUGAAGCAGUGGCUGACAGAGGAGCCAAAAAUACUUGCACAUAAUUCAGAAGUUUUACUUCAAGCUGGGAAAGAAGAGAUGCUCAAGGUGUGCUCCGAACUCCAGAUGAUUGUUUCUUGCUAUGAAGCAAAGCGGGACAACCUGAAAGACACAAAAGAAGUGGAACUGAAAUGGCUGAAUGAGAAGAAGCAGGCUCUGGAAGCUGCCAGUGAUCAUGUUGAAAAACUUAAGAGUGAAAAGGAGAAUUCAUCAGAGCUCAGCCUGUGGCAGGAUACCAAGUCUAAAAUCCAGAAGAUGAAGACCUACCAGGAAAGGCUGAUGGAGUCUCUGGGGGAUGUUCUGGAGAAACAUUUUCCUCUGCCUCAAAAUGAACCCAGCUCAAACAAGAAGAAGAAUGCUACCCCAGAGCUGAACGAAGACUGGAUUUCACUCAAUGAAAUUCUUGAGCUGCUCAUGAACAAAGUCCUCACCACACCACACGACCCCUAUUUGACGAUAGACGACACGUUCUGGCCACCGUACAUAGAGACACUGCUGCGCUAUGGUAUUGCAGUGAGACACCAAGAGAAUAACUUCAAGGUGCGCCUGGAAACCUUUUGGUAAGGAGGCGGUGCAUCAGCCUUUCCAAGCCCCACUUAUCUGCUAUUUUUUUUGCAAUCGUACAUGCCUGCUUGUAUAAUGAUAUCAUUAUGUAUAUUUAUGUUAGGAGAAUCAGAGAAGAUAUGAUGUUAAUAUUAGCUGUAUGUAUCAAAGUAGGCAUGCAUCACAGCUGUGUGAUGCAUGUGAGUUUUUUUUUUUUACAAGUAUCCCUUGUUAGUUAUUGGGGGGUGGACAGAGAAAUCGCGAGUCCUGAAAACACAGCAGGACUCUUGAAUGUUUGCCUUAGAAGUAGUAAAAUAUGUUAGAAAUUCAGUCUCUUCUUGACAAAAUUCACAUCAUUGUCAUGUAAACUAUUAUUCAAACUCAAAAGAAUUUAAAGUAUUUUCAUAACUGCUCCUUUUAGCUUUAUCUUUUAUGUUAUUAACAGCUGUGUGCAUGCAGAGCAAUGCCUGUAUUCUUAUUUAACUGUCAUGUAUAAUGUUCUUCAAAUUUCAAAGCUGUCUUGACUUUUCCUCAUGAUGCUCCAGCUGUGUACUGUAUAUACUGAGAGUUUGUUUGUAUGUGUACAUUUUCAUGUUUAUGUUCAAUAAAACUUGUAACUAUUAUGCUCCUUA